Molecule: messenger RNA, 1287 nt
Organism: Lepidothrix coronata (blue-crowned manakin)
Lineage: Eukaryota; Metazoa; Chordata; Aves; Passeriformes; Pipridae
Gene: POU4F1
Product: POU class 4 homeobox 1
Exons: 2
Coding region: 115-1287 (390 amino acids)
Biological process (GO): regulation of transcription by RNA polymerase II
Molecular function (GO): DNA-binding transcription factor activity, RNA polymerase II-specific; RNA polymerase II cis-regulatory region sequence-specific DNA binding
Source: RefSeq, a predicted model, not a curated record
CCACCGGCUCCGUCACCGCUGUCAGCGGCUUCCCCCGGCGGGAGGAGAGAGCCCGGAGAGCACUUUUCCCCCGACUUUAGGAGUGUUUGUGGAUUUACAUGCCAAGCCUUCAAGAUGAUGUCCAUGAAUAGCAAACAGCCGCAUUUUGCCAUGCAUCCCACCCUACCUGAGCACAAAUACCCCACUCUACACUCCAGCUCGGAAGCAAUAAGAAGAGCAUGUCUACCAACUCCACCGCUGCAGAGCAAUAUCUUCGCCAGCCUCGAUGAGACCCUGCUGGCACGGGCCGAGGCUCUGGCCGCCGUCGACAUCGCUGUCUCGCAGGGCAAGAGCCACCCGUUCAAGCCCGACGCCACAUACCACACCAUGAACAGUGUGCCCUGCACCUCCACCUCCACCGUGCCCCUGGCACACCACCAUCACCACCACCACCACCAUCACCAGGCGCUGGAGCCCGGCGACCUCCUCGACCACAUCACCUCCCCGUCCCUCGCGCUCAUGCCCGGCGGCGGCGGCGGCGGAGGCGGCGGCGGCGGCGGCCACGACGGGGCGGGCGGCGGCGGCGGCGGGGCCGGCAGCGGCGGGGGCGGCGGCGGCGGCGGCGGAGGCGGCGGCGGCCUCAUCUCCACCUCGGCCCACCCGCACUCGCACAUGCACGGUCUGGGCCACCUCUCGCACCCGGCCGCCAUGAACAUGCCGUCGGGGCUGCCGCACCCGGGGCUGGUGGCCGCGCACCACGGGGCAGCGGGGCAAGUGGCCUCGGCGGCGGCGGUGGUGGGGGCGGCCGGCCUGGCCUCCAUCUGCGACUCGGACACGGACCCACGAGAGCUGGAGGCCUUCGCCGAGCGCUUCAAGCAGCGCCGCAUCAAGCUGGGGGUGACCCAGGCCGACGUGGGCUCGGCUCUGGCCAACCUGAAGAUCCCGGGGGUGGGCUCCCUCAGCCAGAGCACCAUCUGCCGCUUCGAGUCCCUCACCCUCUCCCACAACAAUAUGAUCGCCCUCAAACCCAUCCUGCAGGCCUGGCUGGAGGAGGCCGAGGGCGCCCAGCGGGAAAAAAUGAACAAGCCCGAGCUCUUCAACGGGGGCGAGAAGAAGCGCAAGCGGACUUCCAUCGCCGCCCCAGAGAAGCGCUCACUGGAGGCGUACUUCGCCGUCCAGCCCCGGCCCUCCUCCGAGAAGAUCGCCGCCAUCGCCGAGAAAUUGGACCUCAAAAAGAACGUGGUGCGGGUUUGGUUUUGCAACCAGAGACAGAAGCAGAAACGGAUGAAAUUUUCCGCCACCUAUUAG